AUGACCGUGCCUGACACUCUCGGCGCCAUGGGGUACACUGACGCGCCCCCGAGCGACGCAGAUGAAUCGAGCAGGCUGCGCGGCGGCGAGAGCGCGGCCCUUGCGCGACUCGACGCCGCCGUGUGCGCCCGCGCCGGAUGGGUGUGCGCGUUUUCCAAGCCCGAUACCAAUCCCCUCCCGUACUCGCCCGGCAGCACGACGAUGCUCUCGCCCUACCUCUCGCUUGGCUGCCUCUCGUGCCGCACAAUGCACGCUGCCCUCGACGCCAUCGUGCGCCAGGCGGAGGGACAACACACGACGCCGCCACAGUCGCUGCACGGCCAGCUCUACUUUCGGGAGUUCUUUCACCUUCUGAGCGCCUCGAGCCCGCACUUUGGCCAGACGCGCGACAACCCGCUGUGCCUCACGGUGGAAUGGCGCGACCCCGCCAGAGACGCCAACGCGGCUGAGGCCCUCCGCCGCUGGGAGGGGGGCACGACGGGCGUCCCGCUCAUCGACGCCGCCAUGGUGCAGCUGAAGGAGGCGGGGCGCAACGUCUUUGACCGCCACCUCUUGGAUGCGGACUGGGCAAUCAACAGCGCCAACUGGAUGUGGCUCUCGGCCACCUCCUUCUACACCUAUCACCGCGUCUACUCGACGGCCCACUUCGCGCGCAAGUAUGACCGCAGCGGCAGGUACGUGCGGAAGUGGCUGCCAGCCCUGCGGCGGAUGCCCGACGAGUACGUGUAUGAGCCGUGGAAGGCGCCGCUCACGGUGCAGCGUGCAGCGAGCUGCAUCGUGGGAGUGGACUACCCGCUUCCAAUCUGCGAUCCGGAGAGCGCUGCGGCGGCCAACUUGACGCGCAUGGACGCGUGCUAUCGCAAGGCGCCGGAGGAGUGGAAGGCGCUCAUUCCGCCCGCAGCAGCGGCAGAGGUGGCACGCGAGCGCAACGUGAACGCCGACGGCGCUACCACCGUCACCGAACACGGCGCCACUUGCCCAUGCGCCACCUGCGGGAUCUAG
This is a messenger RNA of Emiliania huxleyi CCMP1516, 1002 nucleotides long. Its product is annotated as Deoxyribodipyrimidine photolyase/cryptochrome. Gene Ontology annotation, molecular function: FAD binding; DNA binding. Gene Ontology annotation, cellular component: nucleus; cytoplasm. Gene Ontology annotation, biological process: circadian regulation of gene expression; entrainment of circadian clock by photoperiod. The record is from RefSeq and is a predicted model, not a curated record. The transcript is spliced from 3 exons. The coding region runs from base 1 to 1002 and encodes 333 amino acids. NCBI's taxonomy places the organism in Eukaryota, Haptophyta, Isochrysidales, Noelaerhabdaceae.